UCGGAGUCGCCAAAGGGCGACACUCCGUUUUCCGUCGGAGGAGCGGUGAACAGCUCCGCGCGAAAGAGAUGCGGUCGGUCUGCUGACGAUUUUUCGGGAAUAAGUCUGCGGAUAAAUUUUGUCGAUAUAAAAUUUGCCGACCGUGUGUCGAGGUGGUUUUGGGGAGACGGUUGAGGCGCGGUGAUUGGUUGGUAGAAUACCCCUCUUUGGCGUCUGAGAGAUGGCUGAUGGAAAACCCUAAACCCUUCUUUAGACCCCUCUUUGUUGUCUGAAGCUGGUCGAUAGAAAAAUAUCCCUCUUUAGAUCCCCCCUCUUUGUUGCCUGAAGCUGGCUGUCUGACCGGGAGAGCGGUAAAGAGGACGAGUGUGGAGAGGCAGAAUCGUCGCAGGAGGAGGGAGGCAGAGCGAGCGAUAUACUGACAAAAGUGCAGCAGCCGAGUCAUCAUCACAGGGGGAGGAGGAGAAAAACAGCAGAAGAAAUAUAAAUCUGUCACCAUGUCUGGAGGAGCUGAAGCCCUUGCUCGACACAAGCAGUAUGAGUAUCGUGCGAAUUCCAGCCUCGUGUUAACCACAGACACUCGACCUCGAGACACUCAUGAGCCCACCGGUGAGCCAGAGACGCUAUGGGGAAAGAUAGACCCGAAAUCAUUUGGGGAUCGUGUUCAGUACGGGAAGCCACCAGAAUUGCAGGAGAAAAUUGAGAAGGCAAAGAGGAAAAGGGAGUUCAAGGAACGAGAGAAAAGGUUGAUAGAUGUGAACGUGCGCAAGAGUAAGAAAGCAAGAACAUCCUCAGAGGAUACAGUGCUGACAAUUGUUGAUGAUGGCCUCUACAGGCCUAAAACGAAAGAAACUCGUGCAGCAUAUGAAGCACUGCUAAACAUAAUUCAACAGCAUCUUGGAGAUCAACCACAGGAUAUUUUGAGGGGAGCAGCAGACGAGGUUCUUGCAGUUCUGAAAAACGACAAGUACAAGGAUCCGGAUAAGAAGAAAGAGAUUGAGAGGCUCUUAAAUACGAUGACAAAUGAGCGGUUUGCACAGGUGGUGGCCGUUGGAAAACUUAUCAGUGAUUAUCAAGAAGGUGGGGAGGAGGGAGGGACAGCAGGCGAGGCAUUAGAUGAUGACAUUGGUGUAGCAGUGGAGUUUGAGGAAGAUGAAGACGAAGAAGAGAGUGACUUCGAUGAAGUGCAGGGUGACAGUGAGGGAGAGGAGGGUGACGAAGAUGGCCAAGAGACUGCAGAGGCACAGGCUAUGCAGAUGGAAGGGGACUUGGACGAUGAGGACCUUGGGCAGGAAGUGGGGAUAAAUGUUCAGGACAUUGACGCAUACUGGUUGCAACGCAAGAUCUCACAGGCACAUGGGCAAAUUGACGCUCAAGCAAGCCAAAAGCUGGCGGAAGAUGUGUUGAAGACAUUGGCAGAGGAUGAUGAUCGGCAUGUGGAAAAUCGCUUGGUCGAAGAGCUGCACUACGAUAAGUUUGGCUUGAUCAAGCUUCUGCUAAAAAACAAGCUAAAGGUCGUGUGGUGCACACGACUGGCAAGGGCGAGGGACGAAAAGGAGAGGAAAUCCAUCGAGGCGGAGAUGGAAAGAGAUCCUGACCUGUCUGCCAUUCUCGACCAGCUUCACGCAACCAGGGCAACUGCAAAAGAGCGUCAAAAGAAUCUCGAGAGGAGCAUCAGGGAAGAAGCAAGGAAACUGAGGGAUGGGGGAGUAGUGGGAGAAGAGAAGAAGGAUGCUGGGGUUGGAGGUGGAGCUGCUGUAGGAGCUGCGGGGGGAGGUGGAGGUGCCAGUGGCUCCAGCAGUGGAGGCUCUGGAAUUGCUUCUGCCGGAUUGGUUGGAGACAGCCAAGGGUGGGUUCAGGGUCAGCGUCAGUUGCUUGACCUUGACUCCCUUUCGUUCCAUCAAGGCGGUCUGCUCAUGGCAAAUAAGAAAUGUGAACUGCCGCCAGGGUCUUACCGUACUCCAAAGAAAGGGUAUGAAGAGGUUUUUGUGCCGGCGCUGAAGCCCAAGGCGUUUGCCGAAACUGAGAAGCUGGUGAAGAUCAGCGAGCUGCCAGAAUGGGCCCAGCCUGCGUUUGGGGACAUGAAAACGCUUAAUCGCAUCCAGAGCAAAGUGUUUGAAACAACUUUCUACACUUCGUCGAACAUGCUUUUGUGUGCGCCAACUGGUGCCGGAAAAACGAAUGUUGCCAUGCUUGCGAUUCUUCAAGUUAUUGGAGUGCAUCGGCGAGAGGAUGGGACCAUAGAUACAAGCAAGUUCAAGAUUGUGUACGUUGCCCCAAUGAAGGCGCUGGUUGCGGAGAUGGUGGGAAACUUGUCAAAUCGACUGAAGGACUAUGGUCUGACAGUGAGAGAGUUGACAGGAGAUCAGACACUGACACGUCAGCAGAUUGAUGAGACGCAGGUCAUUGUGACGACUCCGGAGAAGUGGGACAUUGUGACACGAAAGAGUGGCGACAGAACGUAUGCACAGUUGGUGAAGCUGCUUGUGAUCGAUGAGAUUCAUUUGCUUCAUGAUAACCGUGGGCCUGUGCUGGAAAGUAUCGUCGCCAGGACUGUGCGGCAGAUAGAGGCAACACAGGACAUGAUUAGGUUGGUUGGUCUGUCAGCAACCCUGCCGAAUGAGAUGGAUGUUGCAACUUUCCUCCGUGUGGAAAGGGGCAAGGGUCUGUUCAAAUUUGACAACAGUUACCGACCAUGCCCACUUGAGCAACAAUAUAUCGGUAUCACGGUGAAGAAGCCUCUCCAGAGGUUCCAGUUGAUGAACGAGAUCUGUUACGAGAAGGUAAUGGACGCAGCAGGGAGAUACCAGGUCCUCAUUUUUGUCCACUCACGCAAGGAAACAGUGAAAACGGCACGGUUCAUCCGGGACUCGGCUCUGGCAAAGGACACGCUUGGGAAGUUCCUUAAGGAGGACAGCGCAAGUCGAGAAAUUCUGCAAAUGGAGUGUGAGCGUGUGAAGAGUGCAGAGCUCCGUGACCUGUUACCAUAUGGGUUUGCAAUUCAUCAUGCUGGUAUGGCACGUGUUGACAGGACACUUGUUGAAGAUCUAUUCGCUGAUGGAGAUAUCAAGGUGCUUGUAUCCACUGCCACCCUUGCAUGGGGAGUCAACCUUCCUGCACAUGCUGUCAUCAUCAAGGGAACUCAAGUUUACAACCCGGAGAAGGGUGCUUGGUGCGAACUGAGCCCCUUGGAUGUCAUGCAGAUGCUGGGUCGAGCAGGCCGGCCCCAGUAUGACACUCACGGCCAGGGCAUCAUCAUCACUGGCCACAGUGAGCUGCAGUAUUACUUGUCACUCAUGAACCAGCAGCUGCCCAUCGAGUCCCAGUUCAUUUCCCGGCUUGCUGAUAACUUGAAUGCAGAGAUUGUGCUUGGCACUGUACAGAAUGCACGUGAAGCAUGUACAUGGCUUGGAUACACUUACCUAUUCGUGAGAAUGCUUCGUAACCCAUCGCUCUAUGGAGUCACCUCGACUGACAAAGUGCUUGAAGACUGGCGAGCGGAUCUGAUCCACUCAGCUGCAACAACUCUGGACAAAAACAACCUUGUGAAAUAUGAUCGAAAGACAGGGUACUUCCAAGUGACAGAGCUUGGUCGUAUUGCCAGCUACUACUACAUCACACACAAUACGAUCUCAACCUUCAAUGAGCACCUGAAGCCAACGAUGGGAGAGAUUGAGUUGUGCCGUCUGUUCUCACUGAGCGACGAGUUCAAGUACGUGGCUGUGCGAGAAGAGGAGAAGAUUGAGCUGGCAAAGCUACUGGAAAGAGUUCCGAUUCCAGUGAAAGAGAGUCUUGAGGAGCCAAGUGCAAAGAUCAAUGUCCUCCUUCAAGCAUAUAUUUCGCAACUGAAGCUGGAUGGCCUGUCACUUGUGUCAGACAUGGUGUUUGUCACACAGAGUGCAGGGAGAUUGAUGCGCGCACUUUUUGAGAUUGUCUUAAAAAGGGGAUGGGCACAGCUGACUGAGAAGGCACUCACUCUGUGCAAGAUGGUUACCCGUCGCAUGUGGACCAGCCAGACACCUUUGCGGCAGUUCAAGGGUAUUCCUAAUGAUAUCCUAAGCAAGAUUGAGAAGAAGGAUCUCCCGUGGGAACGAUAUUAUGACCUCAGCUCUCAGGACAUUGGAGAGCUGGUAAGGUUUCCAAAGAUGGGAAAGACGAUUCAUCGCUUCAUUCAUUUGUUUCCAAAGUUGGAGCUUGAGCCUCGUGUUCAGCCAAUAACACGAUCAGUACUGCAAAUCGAUCUCAUGAUCACACCAGAUUUUCAGUGGGAUGAGAAGGUUCAUGGCUUUGUGGAGCCGUUCUGGGUCAUCGUUGAAGACAAUGAUGGGGAGACGAUCCUUCACCAUGAGUACUUCCUUCUGAAGAUGCAGUAUGUGGAUGAGGACCAUAACCUCACAUUCACUGUUCCAAUCUAUGAUCCUCUGCCUCCUCAGUACUUUGUGAAAGUCAUUUCUGAUCGAUGGCUUGGCUCUGAGACCGUUGUCCCUAUUUCUUUUCGCCACCUGAUUCUCCCGGAGAAGUAUCCUCCCCCAACUGAGCUUCUCGAUCUCCAACCACUCCCUGUAUCUGCACUUCGAAACCCUGCAUAUGAGGCAUUGUUUGCGGACAAGUUCCCGCACUUCAAUCAGAUUCAGACACAAGUAUUCACAGUUCUGUAUAAUUCUGACGACAAUGUGCUGGUGGCUGCACCGACAGGAAGUGGGAAGACGAUUUGUGCAGAGUUUGCUGUGAUGCGAAUGUUGCAGAAGAAGGCAGGAGAGCCUGGAGGAGGGAGGUGUGUGUGCAUAGAGCCCCUGGAAGGGCUAGUCAAAGAGAGAUACCAAAGCUGGCAAGAGAAGUUUGGAAACGGUCUUGGUGCCCGUGUUGUGGAGCUGACAGGACAGACUUCCACUGACCUGAAGCUUUUAGAAAAGGGGCAGAUCGUCAUAACCACCCCAGAACACUGGGAUAUGCUAUCUCGUCGGUGGAAACAGCGUAAACAUGUCCAGCAGGUGGACCUGUUUAUUGUAGAUGAGCUGCAUCUGAUUGGUGGUGAAAAGGGCCCGGUUUUGGAGGUCAUCGUUUCCAGGAUGCGGUACAUCUCCAGCCAGAACAAGCAUGCCAUUCGGAUAGUAGCCCUGUCCACGUCGCUUGCAAAUGCCAAGGACCUGGGGGAGUGGAUAGGUACAAGCUCUCAUGGCCUCUUUAAUUUCCCUCCAGGUGUUCGACCUGUUCCACUUGAGAUUCAUAUCCAAGGAAUUGAUAUCUCCAACUUCGAAGCGAGGAUGCAGGCUAUGACGAAGCCAACAUAUACAGCCAUCGUGCAGCACACAAGGGAUGGGAAACCUGCUUUGGUUUUCGUUCCAACUCGCCGCCAUGCUGGUUCUACCGCAGUUGACCUUGCUAUGUAUGCCAAUUCAGAUGACCUGCCCACACGCUUCUUGCAGUGCAAAGAAGAAGAUCUGAUCCCCUUCCUCGCAAAAGUGAGUGAUGAGCGAUUGAAGAAGGUGCUGCGGUAUGGGGUAGGGUAUUUGCACGAGGGACUGCAUGAGUCUGACAUUGAUAUUGUCCAGAAGCUCUUCACUGCAGGAGCUGUGCAGAUCUGUGUUGCAAGCAGUUCCAUGUGUUGGGGCAUGACCUUGACCAGCCACCUCGUUGUCGUCAUGGGAACGCAGUAUUACGAUGGCCGGGAGAAUGCACAUACAGACUAUCCAAUCACUGACUUGCUGCAGAUGAUGGGGCGGGCUUCUCGGCCAAAGGUGGAUGAUGAUGGCAAGUGCGUCAUUCUCUGCCAUGCUGCUCGUAAAGAGUACUACAAGAAGUUCCUUUAUGAACCUUUGCCAAUUGAGAGCCAUCUCGAUCACUUCUUACAUGACCAUUUGAAUGCAGAAGUAGUGGUGAAAACAAUAGAAAACAAACAGGAUGCUGUCGAUUACUUGACAUGGACGUUCCUCUACAGGCGGUUGACACAGAAUCCUAACUACUACAAUCUUCAAGGCGUCAGCCACCGGCAUCUCUCGGAUCAUUUGUCAGACCUCGUGGAGCAUACACUGAGCGAUUUGGAAAGCAGCAAGUGCAUUGCUAUUGAAGAUGAAAUGGACUUGUUGCCCCUCAACCUGGGUAUGAUUGCAGCUUAUUACUACAUCAACUAUACAACUAUUGAGUUGUACAGCUCUCUGCUAACUGCGAAAGCGAAACACCGAGCACUUCUCGAGAUCCUGUCACUCUCGUCGGAGUACGCGGGAUUGCCAAUGCGGCCAGGGGAGGAGGAGCUGAUCCGGAAGCUUGCAAAUCACCAGAGAUUCGCACCUCCCCAAGCAAAAUCAGCGGGAGGGGAAAAGGUUGGAGAGAAAGGAGGAGAUAAGGGAGGAGAGAAGGGAGGAGAGAAGGGAGUUGAGAAGCCAGCUUGCGACAAGGGUGUUGGUGAAAAGGGUGCACCAAGGUACUGUGAUCCUCACCAGAAGGCAAAUGUUCUCUUGCAGGCGCACUUUGCGCGGCAUACACUGACAGGAAACAUGGCUAUGGACCAGAGGGAAGUGCUUGUGAGCGCCGGGCGAUUGCUGCAAGCAAUGGUUGAUGUCAUUAGCAGUAACGGGUGGUUGAACCCAGCACUUGCUGCCAUGGAACUCAGCCAGAUGGUGACUCAAGGACUCUGGGAGCGUGAUUCAGUUCUGCUUCAGCUGCCUCAUUUCACCAAGGAGCUUGCAGCCAAGUGUCAGGCGAAAGGAAUUGAGACGGUGUUUGACCUGGCGGAGAUGGAAGCAGAGGAGAGACAUGACCUCUUACAGAUGACGAAAGAACAGCUAAUUGAUAUUGCGCGGGUCUGCAACAGGUUUCCAAACAUUGACUUGACAAAGGAGAUUGCUGAUGAAGAUGACAUUGCUGUUGGGGACACAGUGACUCUGCUCGUCACUCUGGAGAGGGACAUGGAAUCAGGUCAGGAUGUGGGACUUGUAGAUGCACCACGAUAUCCGAGGAUGAAGGAAGAGGGAUGGUGGUUGGUGGUCGGUGACUGUAAAAGCAAUCAACUUCUGGCAAUCAAACGUGUUUCAUUGCAAAGAAAGGCAAAAGUCAAGCUCGAGUUUCCGGCAGCUAAUGAAGUGGGAAAGAAGACGUACAAACUCUACUUCAUGUGUGACUCCUACCUUGGCUGUGACCAGGAGUACGAGUUCACAAUCAAUGUCAAGGAGGCAGAGGAAGGGGACGCCAUGGACGAAGGGUAGCUUCUUGGGCUCGCAGAUUUCUUGAAACUAGAGUAGGCUGUGGUUUCCUUCUUUCGUUUUCAAUGCCGAAGAUGAUGGCUUUCCUGAGGUGCUGUGCAUGCGCACAUAUGUGACCUUUCCCUGGGCACACAGAGACUAGGACUCCCUGACUGUAUGUGCCUGUAAUUAUGGCCAGAUUCUGUUAAGGAAGUCCUGGCUUGAGUAGUACCUUUGCAUAGGACAUGCCAUGGGUGCAAUGGCAGCACCUGGAACUAGGGUAGGAACUCAAGCAGCAACCACCAGUCUGUACUCUACCAUGUCAGGCUUGCAGUGAAAAUGAUGAAAUUUGCAAAAGUUGAACCCCGCCUCCCGCAUGUACCCGACACCCAUGUCCAAAUCGGCAGUGGGAUUUGGCACCUUGAAUCCAGUGAAGUUUGGCCCCCAUGUUCGAGUCCCCAAGACUUUUGUUAUCUGCCAGGGCUUCUUGAAUCUAAGACAGCAAAGCGGAUGCUAGGGGUCACCACAUCCAUGGCAACAUGAAGAUCCAUGAGAUGCACGGAUGCUACUCCGCUAAAGUUCACUUUCCACAUUGGGGACCUGCCACUGUUCUCCUAGAAACCCUCUGACGUAGUAUAGUAUUGGUGCGAUUGUGGGGCCGAUUUUAAACCAUUGCUGCCUUGCAGAACAACUCUGGUUAUCAGGAGACUUGUCCCCUUUUUCAGUUGGUCCAUUGGAUUGGUGAUUAGAUGGAUGUAGGGGGGUUUUCCUGUCUAUAAAGACUGGCCCGAUUCUUCUGGAGGUCCUGAUGGUGUAGUGUAGUCAACAGUUGAUGCAGAGCCAACUCUUGCUGCAAGGUCUAAACAACUCUGGUUUAUUGGGAGAGGUGCCGCCUUUUUGAGGUGGACCAUUGGAUUGGCAAUUAGAUGAACAUAGGUAGGAGGUUUUUCCUGUCUGUUGGGAUUGGCCUGAUCCUUCUGGAGGUACUGAUGGUUUUAAUGCAGUGUAGUGUAGUCAACAGUUGAUGCAGAGCCAACUCUUGCUGCAAGGCCUGGUUGUCAGGCGGUGGAUUGGAUGUGGCACGUCUUUUGAUGGGGUAAGCAACCGAUGGAGCAACCAACACAUCUCAGUGAUGACGAGGGUCUUCCACUCACACACAGGAGGGGCACUGUUGAUGAUGGGCCUCGGGGUAUUAUGUUUGUUGUUGACGGUUGACUGACCAUCCGUGUCGUAAACCACCAGUGCUUGGCCCAACUAUCGGCCGCGGGAAAGAAUAGAGUAGAAACGUUUCUAGUCGGAUGAAUUUGGGCGCUGCUGUAGUGACCCAUACGUUUCCUAAAAUUGUGGCUUGUUAACGGGCACAACAUUAGAAGUACUGGUGGUUUAAGGAUUGCCCUUCUGGAAUAAGCAAUUCCAGAAGGUAUGACCACCAGUACUUGGCCCAGCUAUCGGCCGCGGGAAAGAAUAGAGUAGAAACGUUUCUAGUCGGAUGAAUUUGGGCGCUGCUGUAGUGGCCCGUACGUUUCCUAAAAUUGUGGCUUGUUAAUGGGCACAACAUUAGAAGUACUGGUGGUUUAAGGAUUGCCCUUCUGGAGGAAGCAGUUCCAGAAGGUGGUUUAAGGAUUGCCCUUCUGAUAUGUCUGUUCGGGAUGUGUGAACAUGUACAUACAUCAUUGAAGGUGAUUCCAACAGGUUUGGAUGAUGAUGUACCAUCUGGGAAAAGUUGACCACAUGCUUUCUUUUGGGAAACACUUUAACAGGUUUGGACUCUGGAGAUGUGAAAAGGCAUGUCAACCAGUCU
Messenger RNA from Chara braunii, 8976 nucleotides. The record is from the annotation of a GenBank genome assembly. NCBI's taxonomy places the organism in Eukaryota, Viridiplantae, Streptophyta, Charophyceae, Charales, Characeae.